AUGGCCACCACAGCGGCGAGUAAAAAGGCCAAAGCUGUCUUCUGGGACAAGGACAAGUGCGCCAAGCCGUCGUGUCGGUGCGGCAAGUCGUCGAUCGAGGUCCUCCUCGACUGGCUCUCGGUCACGGACAAGGACGGUCGUUUCGUCAACUACCUCCGCUGGAAAGGCGGCGUCAAGCCCAAGAAGAAGGGCGCUGAAACAAAAGGCAAUGUCGCCUCGAGCAUCAUUCGCAUGCUCCAGGACGACCACAACCUCGUCCGCAACCAAGAGGCGGUCCUCGCCAAGCUGACAGAGCUGCACACGUCGCACAACGCCGCCCGCGACUUCCUCGAGGACACGGGGCGCCGUGUCCGCGACCGCCUCGACGCGCAGUACGCCGACAAGACCGAUCCUGCCUACAUUGCGCAAUUGGCACCGGUUCAGGCAGCGGCACUGAAGCUGUGCAAGCACUAUGACACGCUCGCCCCCAUCAUGGCAGACCGCCCCGACGCCCGCCCCGACGCCCGCCCCGACGCCCGCAACGGCAGUAAAAACGGCAGUGAAGAUGGCAGUGGAGACGGCAAUGAAGACGGCAGUGAAGACGGCAGUGGAGACGGCGAGGGUAACGAGCAAGGCGUAGGCGACGUCGUCGCACAGGAAGACCAGAGGGACGCUGCUGCGGGUGACCAUAUUGCGCUAGCAAACGACAGCAGUGGCGAUGAGCUCGAGCAGCACGAAGCGCUGAGCGACGACGGAAGCAGCUCUGAAAACGCCCGACCGCCUCCCCGCGGCCAAAGAAAGCGGUCAAGCAGCAGCGACAACAACCCGGCGAAGCGCAGGACGCCGGUGAAAAGCCUCGUGCGACAGCUGGACGCACAGAUCACAGCGGGCGACCGAACGGCCAAGGAGCUGGUGGCGCUACGCACGUCGGAGCUUGCACACAAAAUCCAAGUUCGCGAAGAAGAGGUUCGCUUGCGCCGCGACGCCCACAAGCUCAACGUACGCACGCAACGACACGCCGAGAUCAUGGCGAUUGCAGAUUUGCGGCGCCAGUUGGGUCUUCCGGCGCAGGACAUCUUGGACUACGUCGAUAGCGCGACGCGUGCACUGGACGCCAGCUAA
Messenger RNA from Saprolegnia parasitica CBS 223.65, 1101 nucleotides. RefSeq lists its product as hypothetical. The coding region runs from base 1 to 1101 and encodes 366 amino acids. The record is from RefSeq and is a predicted model, not a curated record. The transcript is spliced from 2 exons. Lineage: Eukaryota; Oomycota; Saprolegniomycetes; Saprolegniales; Saprolegniaceae.